Dreissena polymorpha is the source of this 996-nucleotide messenger RNA. RefSeq lists its product as uncharacterized. Lineage: Eukaryota; Metazoa; Mollusca; Bivalvia; Myida; Dreissenidae. The transcript is spliced from 3 exons. Bases 7 to 579 code for a protein of 190 amino acids. The record is from RefSeq and is a predicted model, not a curated record.
AAUGAUAUGCAGACGUUUGCUUCUUUCUACAAGGACAAUGCCAUGGCCAACUACUGGGACAAAUAUUUCAAUGAACUUAAGGAAAUAGAGGACAGUUGGAUGGAUGAGCCAGUGCACAUCCUUGAUCUGCUUAUGCAGAAAAGGAGGCAAGAGGACACAGCAGCCUCAGAUGACUUAUCAGACUUGCUGGGAAUCGCAAAAAUAGACGAUCCCAUCCCUCCUGUAAUAAUAGGCAACAAGAAGGCUGCUGCUGCCUCUGCUGCUCCAGCGAAAGAAACGAUCAAAGAAGGCUUCUUUGUUUUACUUGACUGGGCGAAAUAUGCAGAUGAGUGGCCCCAGCUUGCCAAAGUCAUUAAUAUUGUAUCGCCUGCAGAGGUUGAAAUUCACUGGUACAAGGGGGCAAAAACAACAGCCUGGACUCCUGCAAGUAGGAGAAUGAAAGGCUGCAAAGGUGGUAAGACUGAACCCUUUGUUGAAACUGUGAACACCAAUGUCAUCUGGUGCAGAGGGUUCAGUCUUACCCCUUCUGGGCACUUGCCCAAACACAUUAAGGAUCAGGUAGAUGUUUAUUUUGACUAGAGCAUCUACAAACACUUAAUCACACUUCUUAUUAAGAAAUACAAUUUUCUAUGAUGAUUUCUUGUCGAAUAACCCACAGCACGAGCGAUUUGAUAACAUGCAUCUAUACUCCUUACUGUGGGUUAUUCAACAACAAACACUCAUAGAAAAAUAUUAAUUAGAUUCUAACAUGAUUCAGAUUGAUUGGUUCAAGCUUUUGAACAUAAACUAUAGUUUUCAAUACUUCGCCCUUCUAAGUACAAAGUUCCCUUUUUAGUGACGUCAUUGAAUUGUACUAACAUAUGAAGUUGUUUUCAUUCAUAAAUAUUUUGCUCAUGACUUAACUUUAAUUCAGAACAAACAUCGUAGAAACUAAAUGACGUCAUGUUUAUUGAUGCUACUGACAAGCUGAUAUGCUCUUAAUGUUUUUUAAUUACG